Messenger RNA from Erigeron canadensis, 765 nucleotides. RefSeq lists its product as uncharacterized. Bases 147 to 452 code for a protein of 101 amino acids. Lineage: Eukaryota; Viridiplantae; Streptophyta; Magnoliopsida; Asterales; Asteraceae. The transcript is spliced from 4 exons. The record is from RefSeq and is a predicted model, not a curated record.
CUUUUGCAUAUUAAAAAGUUAUCAAAACAAAAACUGAAGAAAAAAAAGAAACAAAAAAGCCGGGUUAGAAGGCGGAUAAAAGCCAUAACUGAUAGUCAAUUUCGCCGGAGAAACAAAUCGCCGGCCGAUCUUCAUCGGCAGUCCAAAUGAGUGAAUCCCAAAUCCAUCCUUCAUCUCCACCUGCUGUUGCUGAUGCUGCUGCUACUAGUCUUACCCCACCAAACGACCCCCCUCCUCGUCGUUUUGAUCCCAGCCGCACGAUUGGUAUUAUCAAACGGAAAGCGUUGAUUAAAGACUUGGCUGCUGUGUAUCAUGCCGAGUGUCUUGCUUAUUGUCAAGAGCUUUUAGAACUCCAAAGAAAAUGUGAAGAGAGCUACACUGAUGUAAAAGUUGCAGCAGACCCGAGGAAAGAAACAAUGAGGCCUCCCAAGCGACACAAAAAAUCACGCUAGGUGUGUCAACUUGUCCCCUUGCUUGUUACAUGUACAAAAGCCUAAACAUGUACACAUUCGUGUUAGGAGCUACCCUGAUUAUGGAUCUACGGCCACUUGCUUUAUUGUAUAUAUGACUAUCCUGCAAUCAACUUCUGUUAGGAGUGACUCUUUAGCGACUUUUUUAUCUGUUAUGUUGUGAUCUACUUGACUUAAAUUUCUAGUCCUGAUGUAGUGCCCCUAUUUGGAUAUAUUUUCAUUUGUAACAUGCGUAGUUGCUCACUAUUUUGAAUACAUCAGGAUGUUGAUAUGACUAAAAUCCUCAUAUUUUCCA